AUGGAGCAAACGACGGUGGCUAGCGGCGGUGGCAAUCCCGAGAAGCUGACGGCUAAUGGGAAGGAGCGUGCGGUUAUUACGAAAGUGGGGAAGCGUUCGGAUUUGGGUUGGGAAAGCCGUGGAUGGAAGUUCACUCAAGAGGAGCUCGCGAACCCGCCCUCGCUCAGGGACAACAUGAACGAUAGCGAGGAGAAGGAGUACCGAAGAAAGGCACACACAUUCAUCUAUGACUGCUGCCAGGUUCUCCGAGCAAAGGCGCUUGUGAUUGCUGCCGCGAUGACCAUCUCCCAGCGGUAUUUUUCUCAAGUCUCCUUCAGGAAGAUCGACCGGAGUGACACUGCUGCGGCGGCUAUCUUCUUGGCCUCCAAGGUUGAAGAGUUUCGCGUUCACAUCAAGGAUGUGAUGAUGGUGACCCACAGAGUUAGGCACAAGAACGAGCGCAGGCUCGUAGAAAAUUCCGAUGAGUACAACAGGUACAAAGACCGCCUGUUGAAAGCGGAGAACCAGCUGGUGAACGCUUUGGGGUUCGACUUCAUGAUCGAGCACCCCUUCGGUCACUCCAACGACCUAGUGGCCUACCUUUGUGAAGAGGGCUGGGUGCCGGCAGACAAGUCGGCACUGAUCUCCAAGGGCUCUCACCAUCUGUUGAUCAAGAGCUUGAGGGGGACAUUGUGCCUCGAGUACCCGCCGACUUUCCGCGCGAGGCUGGUGACGUACCUGUCCCUGCUUGUCAACAACAUCUCGCCACCGCCGGGCGGCUGGGCUGAGAUGAUCGAGUUCGAGGACCACCGCCGACUCAACAGAGCGGCAUGCCAACUACUGGAAACGCUGGACGAUGACUCCGGCAAGACCGGCAAGAAAAUCACCAAGAAGCGUGUUGCCGCCGCCCUGGUUGAAGCGGGCCACAUUAAGAAUAAGAACGCCCCGAACCGAGUCCCGCGCCAGCCCACAGGGCUGACUUACGCCGACCGGGAUCGGAUGGCGGCACGGUCUUCGUCUGUCCAAUCACCCCACGGGUUGAAGCGGGGGAUGGGGGGAGGAGACCUGAACGGCACUGCCGUCGCGUCACGCAGUGGAUCGUCAUUUCACGACAGGUCUUCAUCGACCGGUCAACCGCGCCCGAGGCCACCCAGCGGCCCAUCUCUUGCCAGUGUCCACUCGGAGUCGGGCAAGAGGCGGCGUACGGAAGAUGCAACGAGCAACGGGAACGCGUCAAGACCUCGCCCACCGCCACCACCACCGCGGACGCCUAGGCCCCCGAGUACUCCCAAGCCAGCAGGCACACCCAAGCCCCCAAGCACUCCCAAGCCCCCAAGUACUCCCAAGCCCCGACCGCCUUCUACAGCCAAGCCCAGACCUCCUUCCACCCACGGCCAGCUGCCCAGCAGCAACUUCAAGCCACGCCCACCCUCAACUCCAAAGCCGAGACCGCCGUCCACUCCAAAGCCCCUCUCCACGAAUGGCCAGCCGCAUAACAGCAGCAGCUGCAGCAGCAGCAGCAGCAGCUCCAAGCCCAGACCGCGGCCACCACCCCCGCGCCUGCCGACCACCCCUUCUGCCGCGAAUGCGUACACGGACUCCGGUAGCAGGCAUUCGGCGACGCCCUUGUCGUCGUCGGUCCCUCCACACCCUCCCAAGCCCCACUCGAGUACCCCCAACGGAAGCAUUAGCAGUGCUGCAAUGCCGCUGCAGAAGAGCACCGAGGCGAGGCCACCUAGGUUGUCGGACGGCAGGGUUGGUAUCACCAGCGGCUCUCCUCCGAAUGGGAAGGCCGGAGCCAGUAGCGCACAGGGGGUGUCCACGGGCGGGGGGGAGGAAGGAAAAGGCAAGAGGUUGCGUGACGCAGGGAUAGGGGAUAAGUCAUCUGCUGACCCCGGCAGCGGGGGCAAGAGAUCGAGACUGGGCGGCAGCGGGCAAGGGGCAGAGUCUUCUGGUAGUGCGUCGACGGUGGCUUCCGCUGCCGUUAAUGCGAUAGAAAGCGGGGAGGUAGAGGACGGGGAGAUACCGAUCAACGCGGUGCCGGUGCUGAGGGCGUGAGCCCUCAUCGAGUACGAUGUGUGUUGGAGAGGUCAGGCUCUGGAGAAGGAAGGGGCAAGGGUUGCGAAAUAUCUGUCCCCCGUAAGAGGGAGGAUGGUUUUUUUUAUACCACUUCAUGUGGUGGGUUCAGGCAAAAUCUCCGAAUGAACACCAGCAGCAGUAGUACGCACUGUGGUCGUUUGCGGUUGGAGGGUGACGGUGUGAUUUGACCCCGUUUUUCGAGGGGGUAGUUGUUUGUUUGCUUACUCUGGACUCGGUAUGAGGGGCUUUUUGCGUUGUUUUGCCUUCCUGCUGUACCACAGAAGAAUGGGCAUAUAUUUCAAGUGCUGUGAUGCCUCCCAUACACAGCCUAGUUGAUGUCCUUGCGGUUUUGGGAUUGACUGCAGGUAGGUCUGCGGUUCAAGCAAGAAGGUUCAGUUAUUUCAUUCCUGCCCCCAGUAAGGGCAUUUCAUGUUGGCCAUGGAGUGUGUGUUCGUUGCGACUCUAAUUCCACGAGUGCAGACGUCCGCGAUGGAGACAUGAAGAGAUUAGACUUGUAAAAUAUUUAAUGCCUUGUGCACGCACGUUUCGUGUAGAGCGGUAGGUGAUCUUGUGUUUCCGUGUUGCUACCUAGUGCCCGUGAGUUUGUAGCGCGCUGAAUUCCCGAUAUUCUCCACCCCAGAAACGUCGGUCUUGGAACGGGUUUUCGGAGGUUUGAGUUGUGCGUAUAGAUGAAAAAUGAAGAAAAAACGUUGGUAUGUGAGCUUAUACGGACAUGGAAAAACGCAAGGUCGGUAGGUAGUGGGCGGCCCAGAGAAAGUGACGGGAAUGCUGCGCCAUGUCUCCUUAGGUUUGCCGGGCUGUACCAUUAGGAAAAUGUGCAUGUUCUUGACGGGUUCGACGGAAGACAUUGCAAACAGGGUAAGGGACAUAACACGGUACGCACGCGGCAUAGCAGAAUGCUGCUGCUACUUCUGCCACUUGUGUUUUCCACAUGCUGGAUGGGUGAUUUGCUGAAAGGAAAUGGACAAGAGAUGAGCGUUUAUUUUG
Messenger RNA from Ectocarpus siliculosus, 3066 nucleotides. The record is from the annotation of a GenBank genome assembly. NCBI's taxonomy places the organism in Eukaryota, Phaeophyceae, Ectocarpales, Ectocarpaceae.